Messenger RNA from Galleria mellonella (greater wax moth), 3852 nucleotides. RefSeq lists its product as uncharacterized. The record is from RefSeq and is a predicted model, not a curated record. Gene Ontology annotation, molecular function: zinc ion binding; nucleic acid binding. The transcript has 6 exons. Bases 182 to 3718 code for a protein of 1178 amino acids. Lineage: Eukaryota; Metazoa; Arthropoda; Insecta; Lepidoptera; Pyralidae.
GAAUUGUCACUGUCAUAAGUCAGUUUCGUUUCGAAAUGGAGUCUGUGUUCGAUAUUUCUUUAAAAUAACACAAAUCCUUUUUAUUUACUCGCAAUGCUGUUAGCAGAUUAAUUUCAUUUAACAUUCACGAUUAUGUUAUUAUCUUGUAGUCUUUUGUUUAGUUUAAAUUCGCUGGGGAAACAUGGAGGAGGACCUUAACGAAAAUGAUUUGGAGGAACGGUUGUAUGCAAUGCUACAUCACGUGGACGAGACUGAGGCUAACUUGACCGUGCCCGCAGAUAAUGAACCGAUAAAAACAAUAGAAACCACACCGCGAAGUACCAUACGGCGUUACUGGCACACCAGUGUCGAUCAGAACUCGUCCAAUAUAUAUCAGAAAGUAAAUUCGCAAAAGGAAAAUAAUUCACCAUCAAAACCACAAAAUAUAAAUGAUCAGAAACCCAAACAAGAGAAAUGUGAUGCUCACGAUACACCAUUUGUAGAUUUAUCCAUGGUUCAAAGUCCACCAAAUAAGAUAAAAACCACUAUAAACUUACUGGAUAAUGACCUUCACAAUUCUGUUGUACUUGAAACAAGUGAUGAGGAUGAGGUGGUAGAGGUGGCGUUACCCCCAAAACCAACUAUAACAAUAGAGAGUUCCGAUGAAGAUGAGCUGCACAUUAUUACAAAUUCUAAAUCACCAUCAAAAGAACAGGACAAAAAUGGACAAUACAAGUUACCAAGUAAUAGUAACAGCAAUUCGACCAGUCCCGUCCCAUCAGUAGUAUCAUCUGUAUCUGAUGAAUUUAUUCGUGGAGAUUGCAUUGCCUUGAAUAUUUCAUCGCGGCGCCCAGAUGAUCACAGUUUUGAUUUCAGCCUUCAUGGUUCAGAUUUGUUAGGUCAAAAUGGGUCAUCUAAAAAAAAGAAAAAGAAACGUUCUAAAGAGACAGUUGCUACGUCCACCCCAGUAGCCGUCUUAGAUGUGACAAAAAGAAAUGAACCUGAUGAAUGUUUUGCAACACCAAAGAGUAAGGCAAAACACAAGAAACAGAAGACAAGAUCAUAUACUGUAACAGAGAAAAGUGUACCGAGUGUCGAUGUUUAUGAUUCAGACAGCAACCAAUCUGUCAUCAAUGUAAAACAACAUGAGAAUACAUUUGUUGUAUCAGAGACGAGUUUACCAAAUGCUGACGUUUAUGAAUCUGAUUCUAAUCAAUCGGAUGUAACAAAAGAGAAUAUUCAUCCAAAGAGUAAUGUUAACAAAAGUUCUGCUAGCACAGAGCAUAGUACAUCUCUUGAGGAACAACUAAAACCACAGAAUGAAACAUUAAAAAAAUCUGAAAAUUUAAAUGCUUGUAACAAUAUAUCAGCAGAUGUGAUAGUUGAUUUGACGAAAAAUGAUGAUUUUAUAAUAUUAGAUAAUGAAAAUAUUGUCAUGGCCAAUGUGUCGGGCUUUAAGGAAUCGUCAGAUUAUGAAGAUGAACCUGUAUCUGUCAAUACCACUCCUAAUUAUGGAUCUACAAAAUAUCCUCCAAUACUGUAUGAUAAUCUUGAUUUUGACAAUUUAAAAGGUACAGAUAAGACAAGUAAGCGAAGGAAGUACUCACUAACAACUCUGCGUGCUGAGAUGCAAAAGUUCUAUAAUGAAAGUUGGGGUGGAGAAAAUUUUAAUCAUAGAGAGAUUCAGAAGCAUAUGUCAAAAGAUAAAAGUUUAUGGAUGAUAGAUGCCAAAGACCGGAUGCCAGGACUGUCUAACAACAAGAAAAAAUAUACAUGUAACUACUGCAACCGGUCAGGCCACCGGGACGACACUUGCCGCAUGAAGCCACCUGUCUGCUACAUGUGUGGGUCCACUGGACAUUUCGAACCUCGGUGUCCAAGUAAAAUAUGUGUCAAUUGUGGAUCUCCAAACCACAUGUACUCGACUAUGUGCCGCAACUGCAGCUUCUGGGGGCGAAUAAAAUGUGCGGAGUGUGGCCAACAGGGCCACCCCGCCAGCCACUGCCCGGACACAUGGCGUCGCUACCAUAACACGGUGGACAUAGAUGUACCUUUGGAGGAGAAUCGUCAAACAAAGAAAUCCUAUCAACUGUACUGUAGUGGUUGCACCCGCCGCGGUCAUCUCGUCCACACUUGCCGUUCCUCAUUACCGUUUUCAGGUCUCCCAAUCAAUUCGCCAUAUGUGUCUGAAUAUCGUCCGUUAUACUUGUCAACCAAUCUGGACAAUUCUAAAUCGCCUAUUAACAAUCAGAAAAACAAGCAAUUUAGUAAGAAUUCUCAAGAUUCAAUCGUCUCUUCGAUAACGAAUACUUCUAAGAAUGAUCGAAACAAACGUCAAUCGAAAUCGCCAAGUACGCACGAGACUAUUAACAAAAAGAAAAAGCAAAACUCCACAUCCGAAAGUUCCGAAGCAAAUGCCAAUAACAAAAAUAAUAUAAACAAUCGAGGGCCAACAAACAAUUCACAAGAGAAGAACCAAGGCGAUGAUACUAGUAGAGUAGUCGCAAAUCCGUCUGAUACUACUGUCGAGAAGGCUCCCGACUUUAUUCCUAUUUUCUCGACAAAUCAUGACAAAAAAGGCCAAAUGAUCCAAGACAAUGAAGUGUCUGACACAAGUGAUGUUAUAACAUCUGCAAAAAUUUACAUCACUCAGGAUAUAACAGAGAAACUUAAAACGAAGGAUGGCCAAGAAUGGUUAGAUAACACAAUGAGGAAAUGUAAUGUAACCUUACAAAAUUCUGAUAUGAAUUUAUUUUUAAAUAUAAAAGGUAAAAUCGCAGAUCAAGAGGCCUUUCAAACGGAACUUAGAGAUUGGACUACAAUUAAAGAAAAACCCAACACUGACAAUGAGCAUGAUACAACACUGGAAGGAAACAGUGACAACUCUUUUUUGUAUAACAUUCCUAAAAAUAGGAAUAACGUCAUAAGGGUUAUUAGUAAAGCCCUAGAAUCUCUCAACGAUGACUUGGGUGAUCCUACAGCUCUUUACAAGGAAUUGACAUAUCUACAAAAUCGUCAGCAACAACUACUUCAACAGAAAGUAAUAAGUCCCACACAAGUCUCGAACAACAGAGACAAUAUAAAUGCGAUGCUCAGAAAACUAAACAUGGUACUUCUAGGGCAGGCUGGUCUUGCAGAUGGAACGCAACAUCUAAAUGAAUUAGUAUCCAUUCAAGAAAAACUUACAAAACUCAGACAAAAAACUAUUACUCUAGAAAUGCGCAAGCAAAUUGGGCAACAUUAUCACUGUAUAUUUACAGCCACCGAGAGAACUGACUAUUCAGAGUUACUACAAAAAUACUUUGAUAAGAGGAACACAAAGUCAGUAGGCAAAAAGCGAAACAAAGGUAAAUUUAAAGUAAAACAUAAAGUAAUGGCGACUAUUGCCAAGAAUAAUACUAACUUUUUUAACACUCAAUCUGACUCUACUGAAAAAUCUGAUAAGGAGAAGCAGUUUACAGUUCCUACUGGUUUACCAGUACAAACUGUUAACGAAAAUGAAAGAACAAUAAAGAAUUCUCAAAAUAAUGCUAUGAGAGAUCUAAUAAUCUAUCACAAAAGGUUAUUGAGAGCACGACCAAACAAUAGUGACUUGAAAAAGUGGAGAUUAUCCUUAGUAAGGAGAUUACAUUCUCAUAUUGUUUCAUUACACAGAAAUGACUACAAGUUACCUACAAAAACUAUGAAAAAAGUGAAAAAAACCCAAAUGCAGGCAAUUAUGUUCCUGCAAAAAUUAUAAACAAAAUCAACCGUACAAUGGUUAGCCUUGGAGCUGAGCACACAUGUGCAUCUCUAUGUAAUGUUAUAAACCAUGCAAAUGUGUGGUUGUCAUAAUUUCAUUCUACAAUGUGAAUAAAAUAAGUUUAGUAUGAA